CGGCCUCAUAGGCUAGGCCAGGAAAGAGGCGGAACUGCGCGAUCUGGCAAAUUUUCCGCCGGAUCAAAAAGGGGAGUGCACCGACUGUCGCGGGAGCGGCUUCUCCGCUCCUUGCUCCCGCGACAUGGCUUUCAACUUCGGGGCUCCCUCGGGCACCUCGGGCACCGCUGCGGCCACUGCAGCCCCCGCGGGAUUUGGUGGGCUUGAGACUGCCAACUCCACCGCCAGUGGGUUUAAUUUUGGGGGUUUCGGAUUAACUGCUAAUCCUGCAGUGAACUUUAAUAUUGGGAAUUUCGGUGUUCCUACUACCUCGGCGACUCCGUUCAAUUUUGGUAACAGUCUGGCAAGUGCAGGUGGGUUCGGAGGAUUUGGGACAACAGCUACAACAGCAGGUUCUGCGUUCAGCUUUUCUGCACCAACUAACACAGGCACUACUGGACUCUUCGGUGGUACUCAGAACAAAGGUUUUGGAUUUGGUACUGGUUUUGGCACAACUGGAACUAGUACUGGUUUAGGUACUGGUUUGGGAACUGGACUGGGAUUUGGAGGAUUUAAUACCCAGCAGCAGCAACAGCAACAAACCACAUUAGGUGGUCUCUUCAGUCAGCCUACACAAGCUCCCACCCAGUCCAACCAACUCAUAAACACUGCGAGUGCUCUUUCUGCUCCAACGCUGUUAGGAGACGAGAGAGAUGCUAUUUUAGCGAAAUGGAAUCAACUGCAGGCCUUUUGGGGAACAGGAAAAGGCUAUUUCAACAAUAAUAUUCCACCAGUGGAAUUCACACAAGAAAAUCCCUUUUGCCGAUUUAAGGCGGUAGGUUAUAGUUGUAUGCCCAAUAAUAAAGAUGAAGAUGGGCUAGUGGUGUUAGUUUUCAACAAAAAAGAAACAGAUAUUCGAAGCCAGCAACAGCAGUUGGUAGAAUCGUUGCAUAAAGUUUUGGGAGGAAACCAGACCCUUACAGUUAAUGUAGAGGGUAUCAAAACAUUGCCAGAUGAUCAGACAGAAGUUGUCAUUUAUGUUAUUGAGCGUUCUCCAAACGGUACUUCAAGAAGAGUUCCAGCUACCACACUAUAUGCCCAUUUUGAACAAACCAAUAUAAAAACACAGCUGCAGCAACUUGGUGUAACCCUGUCCAUGACUAGAACAGAACUUUCUCCUGCACAGAUCAAACAGCUUUUACAGAAUCCUCCUGCUGGUGUUGAUCCUAUUAUCUGGGAACAAGCCAAGGUGGAUAACCCUGAUCCUGAAAAGUUAAUUCCUGUACCAAUGGUGGGUUUCAAAGAACUUCUUCGAAGACUGAAGGUUCAAGAUCAGAUGACUAAGCAACAUCAAACCAGAUUAGAUAUUAUAUCCGAAGAUAUUGGUGAAUUACAGAAGAAUCAAACUACAACUAUGGCCAAAAUUGCACAAUACAAGAGGAAACUCAUGGACCUUUCCCAUAGAACCUUACAGGUCCUAAUCAAACAGGAAAUUCAGAGGAAGAGUGGUUAUGCCAUCCAAGCUGAUGAAGAGCAGUUGCGAGUUCAGCUAGAUACAAUACAGUGUGAACUAAAUGCGCCUACGCAGUUUAAGGGCCGACUUAAUGAACUGAUGUCCCAAAUUAGGAUGCAGAAUCAUUUUGGAGCAGUCAAAUCUGAAGAAAGAUACUACAUAGAUGCAGAUCUGUUACGAGAAAUUAAGCAGCAUUUGAAACAACAACAGGAAGGCCUCAGCCAUUUGAUUAGCAUCAUAAAAGAUGAUCUAGAAGAUAUAAAAUUGGUAGAACAUGGAUUGAAUGAAACCAUCCACAUCAGAGGUGGUGUCUUUAGUUGACAGAUUGUAAACUUGUGUUCAGGGUUUGUGAAAUGUAUCUUCUUGCUACAUGGAACUUUCAAUAAGAACGAAACUGACCACAUGGACAAAAAAAGAAAAUCCUCUCCUGGCUUGGUUUUUGAGAAGGUUACUGACAAAUUAUUGUUCUUCAGAUUUUAAUGUCACCUCACAGCUCUUCAAAAACAGCCUUUAAAAGACUUAUAUCUAAAAGCUGUUAUUUACUUUGAGAAGUAUAUAAUUAUCAACAAUGUACUAUGGUACAUUUUUGAAAAGCAUUUUUCUGAAAAGUAAUCAGUGUUUAAUGAUUAUUCUCCAUUGAGCCUGUACUCUGCUUUCCAUAGCAAGUAAAUAUGCAAUAUCUACUUUGCACAUAAAAUGUAUUACUACUUGGCUGUUGGAGAUUUGUACUUUAGAAUAUGAAUGUACAUCGGUUUUUAUAUUUGUGAAUUGAUCUGUUGGAGGAGUAAAAAUCCAAGAGUAUUUAAUGAUUAAUGUGGUUUUCUUUUCAUUCUAUAAAGAUUUGAGAUUAUAUUUUUAUAUUAUUUUACUUAUUUGGAAUUUACAGAACACACCUAAGCAAUUAGGAUAUAACAAAAUUACAUUUUAUCAUUUUUGCCAACUUUUGUUUUUUAAACCUUUUUAUUUCUAAAAAAGAUGAAAACAAAUAAAUUCUUGAGUGUAAUUACUUUUAUAAAAUUCUGUCUGGUGCUUUAUUUGGCUCUGGGAGAAUGACUUUUCAUGCCUAUCACAAUUCAAGAAUUUUAGUCUUUCCUGGUUUUAAAGUCUAAUUUUUCCCUCCUAAGAAAAAUAAUCAGUGUUUAUUUGACUUGGAAAAAAACCCCUCAGAUAUCAUCUAGGAUGGAGAACUUCCUAAUAUAUCAUUAAUAUGUAAAAUCACUAGAAAGCCUGAAUUAAACAUUGUAAUGUGGUGAUGCUUUGGCAUGAAUCUUGCCACUCUGGUGUUUAUUACGGGGAUCGUAAGAAGUGUGUAGCACUGUAUACCCAGAGUCCGUCCUCUGAGAUCCCACUGAGAGAAUUUCUGUCCAGUUGCAGACUAGGUAACAGUUGUGUAGGGGACUAGGAGUUUAAAACUGAUUGUUUUAUUUCCAAGAUAGCUGCUAGAAGUCUGCUGCCACUUUUGCCAAGUGUAUGGUAUGCAAACUUAUACUACUCUAUAUACUGUCCUCUUUCACCAUACUUUGCUACUCUUUGUUACAGUUCCAACAAUGCUAGGAGAUAAAUUUCUUUUUCUCCUUGGACCAGGAAUAAAAGCACUUCCAUCUUCCUCAUCCACAUAGCCAGCUGUGGAAGGUGUCUGUCCCUCUGCACACCCUCUUACUGCAGGGAGAGUUGUUGAUCUAACUGGUAAGAAUUGUUAUUCAGUGAGCCACACUCCCUGAAGAACAAAUCACUACUCACACACACCAUGGUCACUCCUCUAACGUUUCAUUUUUUGUGUUCUGAUAUUUAAUUUCACAAAAUAAAUACCCCCCAAAAGAGCCCAGUAGGCCUCCCAAGUUUUGACCCCACUGGUAACUUACUGCACAUGGAAGGUGGGUCUGUGGUCUUGUUCGUUCAUGUAGCUGGUUAGACAGGACUGAACUCUGCUACAAGUGUGGUCCAAGUGAUAACCAAGUUCUAGAUUUGGGUGAGCAGGAAGAGACGAAGCCCACUUCAGUCUCAGCACGAAGUUGUAUUCUCCAGCACAACUUACUGAAGUUCUGUGUUUAGUCUUCAACUGGCUAAUGGUUCUUGUGGAUAGUCCACUCAAAUAAAGAGAAGUAAAUGGUGGAAUGAAAGCACACUGAACCCCUACUACUUAGAUAUAGUUUUUCUAUAGCUUUGAAAGUGACCUUAAAUUCUUUUUAAAACAUUGGUGAAGUGUAAACAACUGCCAGUUUACCAAAGUCCCAGGGUUAACUCAGUCUCUCUUUAGCCACCAUAGUACAGUACCUUGGGGGAAAUGGUACUAUACUGUAUAACUUCAUUUAUAUUCCAUUGCUUACUUAGCCUACGUAUAGAGUACUUACUCUCUACCUUCCUGGAAUAACAUGAGAUUCAAGUUAGGAAUUAAGUAUGUCAAUCACUUGAUAAACUUGUGCUUACAAAAAUACAAAGUGUUCAUAUAUUGGGAGAUAACUAUUGGAAGUCAAAGUCUAUUCCUUCAAAGAUGAGCAGAACAACUUUAAAAUUCUAAUUCAGUCUUGCCACAGCAUGAUGGACCUAAAGGGUGUUAUGCCAAGUGAAAUAAGUCAGACAUAUGAUGUGAUUUCACACAUAUGUGGAAUCUGAAGAACAAAAUAGAAACAGACUUAUAGAUACAGAGAACAGACUACUGAUUACCAGAGGAGAGAGAGUUUGGGGGAGCAGGUAGAAAAGGUGAUGGGAUUAAGAAGUAACUAGUUGGUAGGUACGGAAUUGUCACAGGGAU
Messenger RNA from Artibeus jamaicensis (Jamaican fruit-eating bat), 4244 nucleotides. RefSeq names its product nucleoporin 54 (gene NUP54). Lineage: Eukaryota; Metazoa; Chordata; Mammalia; Chiroptera; Phyllostomidae. The transcript has 13 exons. Gene Ontology annotation, biological process: protein localization to nuclear inner membrane; nuclear pore organization; NLS-bearing protein import into nucleus. Gene Ontology annotation, molecular function: structural constituent of nuclear pore. The coding region runs from base 125 to 1813 and encodes 562 amino acids. Gene Ontology annotation, cellular component: nuclear pore central transport channel; nuclear pore. The record is from RefSeq and is a predicted model, not a curated record.